GAUGUAAUAGGAGUGUUGGUAUAUAUGGAACGUUUUUUCAUCACCUCUCCAGGCCAGCCUGAGUGGCUAGGUGGCUAGGUGGCUAGGUGGUUAGAGUCGUGGGGACUGACACCAUAGGUGCGGGGUUCGUAUCCCGAUCCCGCACUGAAAUGUCAGGUGAUCCAGAGCAUUGGCUGGGAACAGCUCUGGUUCCUCCCCUUACCCACAAAUCUACCACUGACCCAUGUUUCUCAAAGGGCAGCGUACAGUUCGGC
Molecule: messenger RNA, 254 nt
Organism: Geodia barretti
Lineage: Eukaryota; Metazoa; Porifera; Demospongiae; Tetractinellida; Geodiidae
Source: the annotation of a GenBank genome assembly